AUGGAUUAUCUAUUUUGGAGAAUGUCAAAGGAGGAGGAUUUCAAUUAUUAUCCAUGGAUUUUAUGGUAUAUCUGGAAGGCUAGAAAUGACAAGGUUUAUUCAAAUAAGGAUGGCAAUCCACAGGAGAUAUUGCGGAGGGCUGAUGUGGGAUGUAAGAUAUGGAUGGAGGCACAGUUAACCGUGAAUAGUCCUAUUGAGAAUUCUUAUAGUGGAAGCUUACAACAAUCUGCGACUCUCGCCCUGGAAGGCGCUAGAGUUUGUUAUAUUGAUGGUGCUUGGAAAGAGGAAGACAUGUUUACGGGACAAGGAUGGUUUUGUAAAAAAAGUGACUCGACCGAUGUCAUGAUGGGGGCAAUGAAUCUUCGUAGAAGUUUGUCACCCUUGCAUGCUGAAUUUGAAGCACUAAUUUGGGCAAUGGAAUGCAUGAAGACCCUCCAAUUUUCUGACGUAGUGUUUGCGACGGAUUGUUCUCAGUUGGUGAAGAUGGUGUCGACACCCGAUGAAUGGCCUGCUUUCUCUACACACAUGGAAGAAUUCAACUGCAGUAAGAUUUUCUUCCCACACUUCCGGAUCAGACAUAAUCUUAGAGCGCAAAAUACCUUGGCGGACAAGCUUGCACGCGGUGCGAGGAGUUCUCCUUCUGCUUUGCUUUAUGUCGAUUCAACCCCACCGGUUUGGCUUGUCAGACCGGCAGGAGUUUCUAGUUAUUUCUUUGUUUGA
This is a messenger RNA of Brassica rapa (field mustard), 720 nucleotides long. RefSeq lists its product as uncharacterized. The record is from RefSeq and is a predicted model, not a curated record. Gene Ontology annotation, molecular function: RNA-DNA hybrid ribonuclease activity; nucleic acid binding. Lineage: Eukaryota; Viridiplantae; Streptophyta; Magnoliopsida; Brassicales; Brassicaceae.